AUGGAGUUCUCGCCAACCGCACCGGCCGGUGGCGAGGAAUCCGAGAGGGUUUGCGCGUCGCCGUCGGUGGUGGAGAAAGAGCACAUGUUCGAGAAGGUAGUGACUCCCAGCGACGUGGGGAAGCUGAACCGCCUGGUCAUCCCCAAGCAGCACGCCGAGCGCUACUUCCCGCUCGAUGGCGCUGCCGCAGCGCUGGCGGCGGAGGGUAGCGGCGGCAAGGGGAUGGUCCUCAGCUUCGAGGAUCGCGCGGGAAAGGCGUGGCGGUUCCGGUACUCGUACUGGAACAGCAGCCAGAGCUACGUGAUGACCAAGGGCUGGAGCCGCUUCGUGAAGGAGAAGAGCCUCGGCGCCGGCGACACCGUCCUGUUCGGCCGCGGGGUCGGCGACGGCGCCGCGCGCGACCGCCUCUACAUCGACUUCCGCCGCCGGCGCCCGGCCGAAUCCUACAGCGCCACCGUAGCUUUCCCGCCACCGGCGACGUCGUCUUUGUCACAUCGCCUGCCGCUCCUCCCGUCUGUGCCGUUCUGCCCGUGGCGGCGGGACUUCGGCACCACCUACGGCGUCCCCCCCGCUGCCUCGGGGUCCAAUCGUCAUGUGCUAUUCCUGCGGCAGCAGGUGCCAGCGGCUGUGGUGCUCAAGUCCGUGCCGGUGCGCGCCGCGGCCUCCGUACUGGAGCCGCCGGCGAGGCCUAUGCCUAAGCGAGUCCGGCUGUUCGGCGUGAACCUCGAUAGCCCGGCCACGGAAGACGAUGGCACCUGCGGAGUCACACAGACGGUGACCUCAACGCUCCUGCAGCAGCUGCUGCCCUCGCCGUCGUCGUCAACGUCGUCGACGGCGGGUAAGGAGAGGCAGUGCUCCCUGGAUCUUGGAUUGUGA
This is a messenger RNA of Triticum turgidum subsp. durum (durum wheat), 876 nucleotides long. NCBI's taxonomy places the organism in Eukaryota, Viridiplantae, Streptophyta, Magnoliopsida, Poales, Poaceae. The record is from the annotation of a GenBank genome assembly.